CCAUACUUUAGCUAUCUUUUUCUUUGUUCGUACCGUCAUCUUCGAUAUCAAAAGAUAUGUCACUAAAAAGGCCGAGAGUUUCAGAGUCUAAUCACGAGAUUUCAAAAUCGAUUUAUGAAUCCGUGAAAGGUUCUCAUGAGUAUGAUAUUAAAGGAUAUUCUCUAACAAGGGGAACGGGAGUUGGUAAAUCGAUCACCAGUGGCAGAUUCACAGUUGCUGGUUAUGGUUGGAAGAUCCUUUUUUAUCCAGACGGCGCUAAUCUAUCCGUGAGUAUUAAGCUAAAAAGCCCUGGAGAAGUUAGGGCAUGGCUUGAACUGAAACUACUGGAUCAAACCGGAAAUGGUCAAUAUGAUCGUCCUACAACUCUAUACAAGUUAAAAAGAGGAGGCUCAAUGGGAUAUAAGAGGUCGGCGUUGGAGGCCUCAAGCUUUCUCAAGGAUGAUUGCCUUAAAUUUCAUUGUACAAUCGGAGUAGUGCGAACUCGUGUUGGAAACGGGAAACGUUAUGUUAUUCCCGUACCUCCACCAGAUAUGAUUCAGAAUCUCAAGGUUUUGCUGGAAUCUAAAAUUGGUUCCGAUAUUACUUUUGAGGUUGGCAAUGAAUUCUUCAGAGCCCAUAAGGUGAUUCUUGCAGCUCGAUCCCCUGUAUUUAGAGCUCAGUUUUUUGGACUAGUGGGCAAUCCAGACAUGGAAAUAGUAGUCAUUAAAGAGGUUGAUCCUUUUGCAUUUAAGGCCAUGUUGCUAUUUUUGUACUCGGAUGAACUUCCCGAAACACAUGAACUUUCUGAUUCAGAUCCUCUUUGCACUCCAACUACAAUCGUGCAACAUCUGUUAGCUGUAGCAGAUCGCUUUGGCCUUGCUCGAUUGAAACUCAUGUGUGAGGAAAAAUUAUAUGAAGAUCUAACUGCAGAUACUGUGGAAAAUACACUGGCCAUAGCAGAUGUCUACAACUGCACGGAACUGAAAACUGUCUGCCUAAGCUUUGCAGCUAGACCAGAAAAUUUAGAAGAGGUUAUGAAGUCAGAUGGGUACGCAGAUUUAUUUACUAGUGCAGCAAUGGAUAAAAAUUGAAGCCAAAACAACAACAAUACCUGCUGAAACAAUGGUGUCCUAGGCUAGUUUCUAAUUAACUUGUUGGGAAUAUUUAUUACAGUGUG
Molecule: messenger RNA, 1156 nt
Organism: Papaver somniferum (opium poppy)
Lineage: Eukaryota; Viridiplantae; Streptophyta; Magnoliopsida; Ranunculales; Papaveraceae
Product: BTB/POZ and MATH domain-containing protein 3-like
Exons: 4
Coding region: 57-1070 (337 amino acids)
Biological process (GO): protein ubiquitination
Molecular function (GO): protein binding
Source: RefSeq, a predicted model, not a curated record